UCAAUGUAAUUCCUGAUGAUGUUUCUUCUUAUGGAACUCGAGAGUAUUGGAAUCAACGUUAUUCUAAAGAACCAUCAGAUGUUUCUUUCGAUUGGUUUAAAACAUAUAAAGAUUUAAAGCCCUUGUUUGAUGAACAUUUACAAAAUAAAGGUGUUUCAAUUUUGAUGUUAGGUUGUGGAAAUUCUACACUAUCUGAGGACAUGUAUGAUGCGGGAUAUCACAAUAUAACAAACGUUGACUUUUCGGAAAUUGUAAUUGAAAAUAUGCGAAAUCGGUGCAUUGAUAAAGUUGGAAUGUCAUGGUUGGUAAUGGAUAUUCGAGAUCUAACAUUUCCGGAGGAGACAUUUGACGUGAUUAUUGAUAAAGGUACAAUGGAUGCAUUGAUGGGUGAUGAAGGUGAUGUAUGGGAUCCAAAACUAGAAGCUAUCGAGAAUGUUAAAAAAGGUGUUGAUCAAGUCGUGAG
Molecule: messenger RNA, 463 nt
Organism: Racocetra persica
Lineage: Eukaryota; Fungi; Glomeromycota; Glomeromycetes; Diversisporales; Gigasporaceae
Source: the annotation of a GenBank genome assembly